Hermetia illucens (black soldier fly) is the source of this 860-nucleotide messenger RNA. Its product is annotated as cuticle protein 21-like. NCBI's taxonomy places the organism in Eukaryota, Metazoa, Arthropoda, Insecta, Diptera, Stratiomyidae. Bases 102 to 800 code for a protein of 232 amino acids. The transcript is spliced from 2 exons. Gene Ontology annotation, cellular component: extracellular matrix. The record is from RefSeq and is a predicted model, not a curated record.
CAAAAUUUUGUGAUUUUUCAGUAUAAAAGCCGGAACAUGGGCCGAGUACAAUCAGUUCAAUUCAAAUAUUCACCAAAAGCCAAUCUCAUAAACAAGAUACAAUGGCAUUCAAGUUCGUAGUUGUUUUUGCUUUCAUCGCUGUCGCCAAUGCCGGUCUCUUGCCUGCUGCGCAAGUUUACAGUGCUGCUGCUCCAGUUUUGGCUAAGAGCGUUGAUGAAUACGAUCCACACCCACAGUACCACUUCGCUUACGAUGUACAAGAUUCCCUCACCGGAGACUCAAAGAGCCAGGUUGAAGCUCGUGAUGGAGAUGUUGUUCGCGGUCAAUACUCUCUAAUUGAUGCCGAUGGACACCAAAGAAUUGUCGAUUACACUGCUGAUCCAGUCAACGGAUUCAACGCUGUCGUUCAACGUAACCCUAUCGGAGCUGCUGUAGUUGCUAAAGCUGUUGCUCCAGCUGCCUAUGCUGCCCCUGUUGUCGCCAAGGCCGUUGCCCCUGUUGCAUACUCCGCACCACUUGCCUACUCAGCGCCAGUUGUCGCCAAAGCUGUAGCUCCAUUGGCUUACUCCGCUCCACUCGUCGCUAAGGCUGUAUCUCCAGUUGCUUACUCAACUCCACUCCUCGCAAAGACUGUUGCUCCAGUUGCCUAUGCUGCUCCAGCUGCCUAUGCUGCUCAUGCUGCCUAUGCUGCUCCAGCUGCCUAUGCCGCUCCAGCCGCCUAUGCUGCUCCAGCUGCCUAUGCCGCUCCAGCCAUUGUAAAAACUUCAUUCGCUUCACCCCUUGUAUCAUAUGCUCAUUAAUUUAUGAUUGUAAAUAAUUGAAACGAUUUUUUUGGUAGAAUAUAUAUUUUUUAACAAAAA